This is a messenger RNA of Branchiostoma floridae (Florida lancelet), 2847 nucleotides long. RefSeq names its product melatonin receptor type 1B-B-like. The record is from RefSeq and is a predicted model, not a curated record. NCBI's taxonomy places the organism in Eukaryota, Metazoa, Chordata, Leptocardii, Amphioxiformes, Branchiostomatidae. The coding region runs from base 313 to 1275 and encodes 320 amino acids. Gene Ontology annotation, cellular component: membrane. Gene Ontology annotation, molecular function: G protein-coupled receptor activity. Gene Ontology annotation, biological process: G protein-coupled receptor signaling pathway. The transcript is spliced from 2 exons.
AUUCGAUUCGAUGCUUGAUAGAACUGUUCAGUCGGUGCAGCUUUUGAACGCAGCAGUGCGGCUAAGAAACUGUUGAUAUCCGAUCCUCUUAGAUGAUAAACCACGGCCCCAGUGCGAUGAAGAGAAUUUUCGUCUUUUCAAAGGACAUAUAUAUGUAUGGACACCCGUCCUAGAUAUAGUGCUGCUCCUCACGUAAGAUGAUGAUUACUAUCACCUAGCAACAGAUUCGUAUAGCCUAUCUGGUCGUUUGAGGCGUGGCCGUAGAAUUAGCAUUCAUGUUUUGGGCACCAGAGGGACCGACAGAGAUCAGAUAUGGCGAAUGUUAGCCGGCUGGAACAGGAUUUAGUUCCAGCAACGUUUAGUCUACUGACUGUGUUUAGCGUUGUCGGAAACCUUCACGUAAUCUUCGUGAUUUUAAGAUGCAGGCGUCUCCGGACACGGCUGAAUCUCUUCAUCGUGAACAUCGCUGUGAGUGACCUGAUCUUCACGGCGCUGUACGGCCCGGUGUCGGCGGUGUCGGUGGCGCGGUCGGGCGGCCUCAGGGACCACGCCGUCUGCGUCGUGACGGGGAUCGUCGGGCUGCUGAGCUGUUACGAGUCGGUCCUGUCCGCGGUGCUUAUUGCUCUGAGCCGCUGCGUCCGCAUCACCAAGAGUCACCGCUACGAUGAGCUGUUCUCCCAUAGAAGGUGCGCCUUGCUGGUGUCAGGGUCUUGGGCGGUUGCCUUCCUUGUCACAAGUCCUCUGCUAGCCGGGCUCGGCAAGCCAGGGUUCAACCCGAUACUCCUGACAUGCGACUACGACGCCGUUGCAUCCUUCACCUACGUCAUCAGCAUCAUGCUGCCAUUCGCCAUCAUUGCCAACGCUGUCAUCAUCGUGGCGUACGUCCUGAUCUACCGCGAGGUCAAAGCUUCGAAAGCCCGCGUCCACGCCAACGGGACAGACGAGAACCAAAUCCCGCCCGUCGUCCUGAGCCAGAUCAAGAACAUGGCAGCAAUAUACAUCGCCUUCAACGUCUGCGUGACUCCAGAAGUGAUCAUGGACAUCUUCGCGUACAAGACCGGGGAAAGUCUACGAGUCCUAAACCUUGUGGCAAGGAUUGUUUUCACUUGUAAUUCAUGUGUGAAUCCGAUCAUUUACACUGCUGGAAACAAGGAGUUUCGGAAGGAGCUCAAGGCUCUAUGGGGGUAUGUGUUUUGCGGAUGUAGCAAGAACAAGCAAACCCGUGUUGAAAAUAUCAACAUCAAGACACCAAGUCUUGAAGGACAAGGUCCAUAACAGAAGACUGUUUCAAACGUACAGGAAAAUUCUUUGUAGACCUAUUCUUCAUAACCUUCAAAUCUUUGGAAAUAGAAUAGGGCAGAGUCACUUCACAGUGAGCAGAAUGUUUGAAAUUAACCACCAAUUAUGCUAGCUCACUCGAAAGAAGUAAACUGAUGCCAAUUUGCUAAUCGCUUCUGGGCAGCUAAGCAUGUAAUUUCUUGCUUUCAACAUGAAAUGUAGAGAAAAUUUCUCGCUAAAUUAAUGUUUAUGCCCAUUUUAUCAUCACUUUGGAAGCUGAAGGAUGUGCGUCACACAUAAUGAGAUCAAAAGGAUGACUUCGACUGAUCAUCAUAUUACAGAUGCUUUACUCUAUCCGCUCAUUCCAUGUUAUUGGUUGAGUAGAUUGUUUACAUUAUGAUGACAGUAGCGUAUGAUGGCGAGCAUUUGUGAUAUUUCAGGUAAUAAGAAAGUGUUUGCAGCUUGCUGUAGCAAUAACUACCUCGCAGACAAAAACACUAUAAACAUACUAAUGGCUCGGUUCAGUUGGUAUUGUGUUCAGUAGACAUUUAAAAUGUUUUUAUUUGACAAGCUCGUAAUAUUGAGUCACCAUGACAGCCUCUUAGCUUACGCAUUAUAUUUACAUAGCCCUGGUUAAGUCCUUUGCAGCUUGGAGGAUUAAAAGAAAUUGGCCUCGAAAGAUUUAAGCAGGUAGAGUUAUCCUCUCAGGGAAGGCACAAUGGGCAUCCGAUUUGGACAUUUAUCACAAGGAGGAUUUGGGAAGCGAGUUUACGUUAAGUAUCUAGUUUGGUCAAAUCAAAAUGAGUGUUUCGUUAAACAAUGCCAAUGAUGUAAUAGGAUAUUUGUAGCAUUUGCUCCAGUUUUGUAAAAUGCAAAAACGACUGAUACAACGGACACAUGUCUGGAUUUUAGAUAUACCUAUUUAGAGCUUAUUUCAUUUGGCGUUAUAUUGUAGUUGGAGUGUUUGGACUUGUUUAUCCAGACUUGAGAUAAAGACGUGAGUUUAUCAUUUACUUGUACAGAGUUUAUAUUUUUGUUUGUUUGUCAGCAGGUUGACAUUGUGUAUGAGGGAAGAUGACCCCAAAGGUCAAUUUUGCAAGAGUUGCAGGAGUUGGUUGAACUAGCUAAAAUCUUCGUAUUGGAUCCUUUCUUGGCUACCUAAUCGUCUUAGCCUGUGUGCCUUACUGUGACGAAAGGGAAAUAUUUUGAAUGGGAAAUGAUUAUAUUGUGUUUGACUUUACGGUUUAUGUGUAAAAAUAUCAAGUGUUUACUUUGAUGUUGACGUCUAUUUAAUCAGUUGUGUUCGCAUUUAUAGUUUUGUGAAAUUGUAAUCGUCAUAUGAUAGUUCAGUAUAUAAUUACUUUUAUCAAUGCGCUAUAUAGUGUAGAAGUAUCAUAAUUUGUGUUAUUGUUGUGCUGUAUACUUCUGUUCAACCUAUAUAUAAUGUCCACAAUAUGUGUGCCAGUAGAAUGUCGGGUUUAUGUAAAAUAACGAGAGAGGUAUAUGUAUGCCGCAGAAGGACGAUUGAACUGAUUUUGCACCCAAAAAAAGAUAUUUUUGUGGAAAAUU